CUCCGCCUUUUAGACAGAGAGCGCAAGAGAGAGAGAGAGAGAGAGAGAGAGCCAUAACGUCCGUUUGAAAAGCAGAGAGCCUUCCCUCUUCCCCUCGACCACAAUUCCUCUCUCGAUUUCAAACUUACCAUGGCGGACUUCACUCGCAAUCUCGACGCCUUCGAUCCGAAUUGGCUCAAGCAGCUCGCUCACUCACCCAUCGGAGCAGACUUCAGCGAUUUCCUCAUCAACGAAGCUCACAGCAGGGAUUCUUUCUGCCCUUCCUGCCUCCGCUUCCCCUCCACCGCCUCCGCCGCCGACGACCACCACCUCGCUCGCCACCUCUCCGCCCUCUCCCUGCUCCGAAACCGUCGCCCCGCUCUGAAUCUCACUACACCGCCACCGCCAGCUGGCCUCUACCUGGAGAGGCUCAAAACUGCUGCUAUAGCAGCAACAGCUGCUGCUACUGUACGGGAGAAUAACAGCAAUGCUGCUUCAGCCUACCCGCGGCUGCCACGUGUCUCUGCUUCUCCUUCUCCUUCCCCUCGCCCUCCGCCACUUCCUAGUCCUGAACAACGACUCCGACCUCGGAAGGUCGUCAAUGGCCUCGCUGCCUCCCGGUUGGACACGCUGUACGAGGUCCAUAACCGCAAAGCUAAUCAGGUUGGUGGCUAUUCUAGCUCCAGCAAGGGUAAGUAUCCGGCGGAACCAACUAGGGCUGGUCGUUCUGCAGGAGGAGCAGUGCUCCCGCUGCAGAAGCAGAGAAGCCGGCCGACCCAGACCCGGGUGUACCCGUUUCAAGGGAGCGGGUCCGGUUUGCCCCGCGCCGGAGAUCUCGGCAGCAAAAACCCCUCCGCCGGUAGCGGCACGGGCGUUUUCAUCCCGCUCGCACCUCCUGAUUCCGCCGCCGCCGCCGACUACUUGAGAAGCAAGCUCCUAAUCUCCGGAAAGCAGAGGAGAGAUCCUCGUCACGUGGGUCGCCGAGCAGCAGCAGCAGCAGCGGGAGGUGGUGGUGGUGGUGCAGAUGUUUCCGGUCGGAAGUAUGCAUUACCAAUGGAGGAAGGUGGAGGAAGAAGCAGAAGCAGCAGCAGUGUUGAUCAGAAAGGAGAAGAAGAGGAAUGCCAUUACCAUCUCCCUUCAGAGUGGCCUUACUAGCUACCUAGUUUCCGCUUCACUGUGCUUUUUGCAGCUGCUGUUAACCGUAGGUGUUGUUAACCCAAACUUAGUCAGGAAGAAAUAGAGGUAUACAGAAUAGGAGAUGUUGAUUUAGGGAAGAAAGGAAGGGUGGUAAGGAUGUUGUUCAAAUUAGGGGAAGGGAGGUUUAGGGUUUAAGGUAACUACCUAUAGUCAUCAUCAUAACAGGAUAGCAAUAGCAGUAGUAGUAGUAGUAAGAAGUAGCAGCAGUAGUAGUAGUCUGUCACCUACAAGGAGACAUUAUUGGAGCGGGGUCAGGGGUGUCUUUUGUAACCGCAGGAAGGAAGUUAACGAAAGAAAGGAAAUGUAGUUGUCACAUGUUAUCUUCUGGGUAGUCGUCGUUUGCCUGCUGCCAGCCCCGCUGAUAAAUAAAAAUUCCAGUAAUUAAAGCUAA
Molecule: messenger RNA, 1567 nt
Organism: Linum tenue
Lineage: Eukaryota; Viridiplantae; Streptophyta; Magnoliopsida; Malpighiales; Linaceae
Source: the annotation of a GenBank genome assembly